AUGGAUCUUGCCGACUCGCUGGAUUCCCAAGUAACGAGCGACCAGCUGAAUAGCCAUCCGUCACACGACUUGCCGGAUGCAGCCGCCUAUACCGACUCGGAUAACAGGCCAGUGGCGGGUCACUCAUCGUUUACCGACUCCUCGGUAAGGCUGGCAUCUCACCAAAUCCAGAACUCAGCCAAUCCGUAUUCAUGCUGUAUUUCACGUAUGGGCGAUUUGCCCUCUGCCGGUGAGCGGACAGCGCAGACUUCGGGAGUCAUCGACGGUGCAUCCGCCUCCGGGCUUUUGGACGACGUAUCUUCGCAGUUUGACGGGCUCGUUCCGCCACCGCCGACGUACCAGCCAGAAGAAGACACCGCAUACCUUCUUAGCGAGGACGAUGAGGCGAUCCCCAUGACGACGAUGGGUCGUAACGCCAUCGGCCACAUCACCGACCGUGUCUCGUCGGCGCUGAGGCGUGUAAACAAUGAGUGUGAUCACAUCCGGACCAAUACUGAUUAG
This is a messenger RNA of Beauveria bassiana ARSEF 2860, 501 nucleotides long. RefSeq lists its product as uncharacterized. Bases 1 to 501 code for a protein of 166 amino acids. The record is from RefSeq and is a predicted model, not a curated record. The transcript has 2 exons. NCBI's taxonomy places the organism in Eukaryota, Fungi, Ascomycota, Sordariomycetes, Hypocreales, Cordycipitaceae.